Messenger RNA from Aureobasidium subglaciale EXF-2481, 1824 nucleotides. RefSeq lists its product as uncharacterized. NCBI's taxonomy places the organism in Eukaryota, Fungi, Ascomycota, Dothideomycetes, Dothideales, Saccotheciaceae. The coding region runs from base 1 to 1824 and encodes 607 amino acids. The record is from RefSeq and is a predicted model, not a curated record. The transcript has 6 exons.
AUGGCAGAGACUCCGGGAGUUCGCCCCGCGAUCAAAGAUCCAUCACAGAGAAAGGACUGGAGCGUAGCCGAGGCUCUACAGCUUGCCAGGCAUGUCGUGUGCGCAAGUCCAGAUGCGACGGACAACGCCCCGUCUGUAGCACUUGCCCAAUUCACCACACUCUGUGCCGGCGUUGGUCCACAACUUCUGGACGCGGUGCAAAACCUGACCAGAUUGUUGACGCAGCAGUCGAACAGACUCCAAGCCCACUCAAUCGACGAAGCUGAAGCACCUCAUCGUCCGAGCUGGUCACUAUCCCUAGAUCUCGAACAACACACGUCAAACGUAAAGUUGUUUGUGCAAAAUACGGACACGUCGACGCCGUUGAGACUCCCAGACGAACAACAUGAGGAGGCGAUCAACUUCGGUGGUUUAGCCGGACUUGACUCGAUCUUGACUUGGAAGUCACUGCUUCCUUUGACACAUGAUUUGCCAUCUCCUGUGGGAGUGUGUGGUGCUUCACGUGCGGAACCCUCUCCGUUGACCGCUCCAGAUCUGCGAGAGCUAUACCGCCUGGAGAUCAAAUAUGCAACAGCCCUACAUGUGAAGAAUGCAUUACUUGAUCCUUUGGUUCUGCACGGCUAUGUCAUUGAGGUCUCGCGCAAUGGACUGGAUGGCUCGUCUAAAUCAUGCCUGGUCUGCCUUGUCUGUGCUUUAGGGGCCAUCAUAGGCUGCGAUUCCUCGACUCCUGUCCUACCAGGUGAGCCGCUCGACGCAAACGACAUGUCGAGCGAGCCAGAGCUAGCUCAGAUAUUCUUCGAUGCGGCCUUGACACGACUUGGUAACGCCGUCUGCGAUGACAGUGUGUUAGCAGCGCAGUGCGCAUGUCUAGCUGGGCUUCAACCCUUGAAGGCCUGGAAGUACUUCAACCUUGCCGGAAGUAUCUGGUGUAUCUCGUCGUUCUUCUCACCAUAUUGUCAGAACAAAUCUGACCCUUCGCUUGAUGCGAAUUUCCUGGCCGUGGAGCGAAAUCUGUUCUUCGCUAUUUUUAGGUCUGAGAGUGAGCUGCGCAUGGAGCUUGAUUUACCCAAAUCUUCUUUGGUCGACAUAGAGCUUUCCACUUCCUUCCCUCAACCACCUGCCUUAGGCGGGUAUGAUCCAGGUCGCAAAGUCGAGACCGAUUUGCGGUCAUGGUACUACAUACUUGCCGAGAUCGCGAUCCGCCAUCUGUUGAACCGAUUGCUCCGUUUCCAAGCUGCGACUUAUGGUGAGAUGAAUGAGCCUAUGAUCUUGCAGAUGACGAAAGAUGCAGACGUCUUCAUGUGCCAGCUGCAAGAGUGGUAUCGACUACUCCCUCCAAUAUUCCAAUUUGAAGAGCCGCGAGGAAGCUACCUAGAUGUCGAGCCAGAUGACAUGCGAUUCGUUUUACGCUUCAGAUAUAUGUCGUGUCGAGAUUUGAUAUCUAGGCCAUUCCUCAGGCUCCGAUUGACAGGGGAUGCACAGAUGGAGAAUCCUGAGCUUCGAAGCGCAGUUUCUAAGAGGGCAUCGAUAUGUAUCGAAAUGUGCAUGCUGAAGAUGACACAGAUCCGCUUAGACUGGCAUCAAGGCACGUGGUUCACGCUAAGGACCCAGGCAACCAACGCGGCCACCAUUCUGGCGGUAGCAUUAGCUAAGCAGACUGCAAAUCUCGAGAGUGGAUCGGACUUGGAGCUACCCGCGGUGUGGAGAGACCGGAUCAAUGACUUGCUACAAGCUAUGGCUCCAUUCUGGUCUGACCGGGAGGGCCGAUUGGCGCACAUCAGGAUGUUUUUAGAGCGAGGGCUAUCAGCAACUAGGUCCAUAUGA